This is a messenger RNA of Triplophysa dalaica, 1781 nucleotides long. RefSeq names its product potassium channel tetramerization domain containing 6a (gene kctd6a). Gene Ontology annotation, molecular function: protein binding. The coding region runs from base 356 to 1069 and encodes 237 amino acids. NCBI's taxonomy places the organism in Eukaryota, Metazoa, Chordata, Actinopteri, Cypriniformes, Nemacheilidae. Gene Ontology annotation, biological process: protein homooligomerization. The transcript is spliced from 3 exons. The record is from RefSeq and is a predicted model, not a curated record.
UCCGGUCAGUCCACAUUGUUAUUUGUAUCAUCUGUCCUGUUCUUCUUAAUCCUCAACUUUACGUUUAUUGUACAAACUGUAUACACAUGUAAAAUCAGUUGCUUUGGGAAACGAUAGCUUUACAAUGCCUUUAUAAUUAAUGGAAUUACCAAAAGAAUCAGAUUGAGCCCACAGGAACGCAAACCAACCGCGUUUACAGAUCUAACGUUACACUGUCCUCCAUGUUUCUGAUGCAUCGGACGAAGAGUCGAGACUAAAAAUCAGACGUGUUUCAAACGAGCAGGUGAAGUUUGGACCCCAAAAGGCUGCAGACAUUAUUUUACCAUAACUGAAUAGGUACCAGACAAUUGGCCUCAUGGAGAAUGGCGACUGGACACACACGAUGACAGAUACUGUUACCCUAAAUGUUGGCGGCCACCUGUACACAACAUCGCUGAUGACUCUCCAGCGUCAUCCGGACUCCAUGUUGGGUGCCAUGUUCCGUGGCGAUUUCCCAACCACGCGGGAUGCCCGGGGUAACUAUUUCAUCGAUCGGGAUGGCCCUCUAUUCCGUUACAUCUUGAACUUCUUACGGACCUCAAAACUGACUCUACCUUUUGACUUCAAAGAAACCGAACUUUUAAGGAAGGAGGCAGACUUCUACCAGAUAGAGCCGUUGAUUCAGUGUUUAAGCGACCCCAAGCCGCUUUACCCUCUGGACACGUUUGAGCAGGUGGUCGAACUUUCAAGCACCCGCAAGCUGUCCAAGUAUUCGAACCCUGUGGCUGUCAUUAUCACCCAGCUCACCAUCACCACCAAAGUUCAUGCGUUGCUUGAAGGCAUCUCCAACAACUUCACCAGAUGGAAUAAACAUAUGAUGGACACUAGAGACUUUCAAUUGUCAUUUACGUUUGGACCAUGUGACUACCACCAGGAGGUGUCCUUGAGGGUGCAUCUAGUGGAGUAUAUCUCUAAGCAAGGUUUUACGAUUCGAAACACGAGGGUGCAUCAUAUGAGCGAACGAGCCAAUGAGAACACGGUGGAGCACCAUUGGACAUUUUGUAGAGUUGCGCAGAAGGUUGAGGACUAAAUAAUGAUGGCAAUGCUUGCAGUGCCAAAAUGUGUCCAUAUGAUCACUUUAUCAUUGAUGGAAUACCGUUGAUGAAAUACUGACGAGUAAAUGUUGCGCAACAUAAACAUGUGGCUAUAAUAAAAUAACAUUAUCAAACAUUAAAUGUGUAGAGGUAGCUACUUCCUUUGAAACAGUUACGGACGUAACUUGAGAAAUACAUUAUUUUGUUUUCUUUUAAUGAGAAGUGAAAUACAUUAUACCUCAUAUACCUGUUCUCAAAUCUGUAUAUGCAAGUUUAAUUGAAAUAUUUUUUAUUUAUAUUGCAUCAGUGUUAAGUUUGUAUGUAUAAUAUCUCUGCCAAUAUUUUAUUGUGUGAUUUGUGAGUCUGUAAGUUAUGCGUCAUGGAUCCUCGGUGCGUUGGUUUGCAUGAUUGUCUGCACUACAGUUCAUUUACCAUUUAGUAUGUUCCUUCCCUUCUAUUAUGUAAAGUAUAUACUUUGUAAUUUGCAUGUUGUUCCAUAAUUUAAACUGCUGGACUGUCCUGUGUGCCACAUGUACUCUUUUAUCAAUACAAUACCUCAAUGGACGGUUUCAAGUGCAUAGAUUUGGACAGGAUGUGGACUAAAUUGCACUGUGAAUGGUAAUUUGCCAUUCUAAAAUAAUAGUUAUUAGGACUUGGGUUAACACUGCCAAAGCAGAUCUGUCACAAUAAAAUCGAUCCAAUACUGAA